This is a messenger RNA of Belonocnema kinseyi, 2285 nucleotides long. RefSeq lists its product as uncharacterized. NCBI's taxonomy places the organism in Eukaryota, Metazoa, Arthropoda, Insecta, Hymenoptera, Cynipidae. Bases 517 to 1053 code for a protein of 178 amino acids. The record is from RefSeq and is a predicted model, not a curated record. The transcript is spliced from 2 exons.
ACAUCGUGGUAACGGGUCGAAGUGUUCAUAAUGGGUGAUAAGGUUAAAAAGUUUAAAAUGAGUGAAACAAAUUCGCACAAGCGAAAAAAGCCUAAUGAAGAGUUUCAAGAACAAAUGGAAAUAUUACACACAAAGAUAAGGAAAAUGCAAAGCGAACAACAGAAAGCUACAGAUGCUGACAAUUCAGGACAAUCGGCCGGCCGAGCUCACGUUAAAGCGGAGACAUGUGCCGAGCAAAUAAAUUCGAAUACCAUGUGUAAUUUGGUACACUAUAUCUGCAUCGUUGUUUUGAAUUUCUGAAUAAACAAGAAACCCAGCCGAGCUAUCGUUUAAGUGCAGCCAUGAGCUGAGAAUUUGAUCUUCAAAAAAAAUGGAGAAAGUUCAUAGAAAGCAAAAAAUAGAAUUGAGACAAAUAAUUUUUCUUAAUAUAGUCAUUUAAAUGAAUAAAUAUUAUAGUAUAAUUCCGUCUCGUUUCCAUUAGAUUCUUCAGACGAAUCAACUAAUAAUAAGGAGAAUAUGGAAACCGAGACGGAGCCGAUACAAAAUAAACAAACUAAUUCAUCGAGUGACGAGGCUUCACAAUAUGAUGAGUCAACCGCUUUUCUGGGAAACCAUCCCGAUAAAGAUAAAAUUGAAGAAGCAGAUUUCAUAGAGGAGGUUGCUGAUAGAAUAAAAGUUUGGCUCAAAGAAGGAAUCUCUAGGGACGAAAUAUCUCAGAUUAUAAAAUUAGUUCCAAGAAAGUACAAAGAUUGUUACAUGGACGCACCAAAGCUAAACGCCGAAAUCCAAACCAAUUUAAGAGAGGUUGCCAUCAAAAGGGAUAGAUAUUUUUUCAAUUAUCAACACAUGAUUGGUUCCAGCUUGUCUUUAACAGCAACAGCAUUGAGUAUGAUUUUAAAUGACAAAAUAGAACCUAUCAACAGAGAUGUACUCCUUCAACACUUGUCUGAUGCGGUCAAGAUAAAUGCAGAUCUUUUUCAUUCUUGGAAAAUAGCUAGAAAAGUAUACAUUACUCCUGCCUUUGAUAAAAAAAGUCAAAGUCGUUUUGGAUAAAGUUGAACCUACAGAAUUUUUAUUUGGGAAUAAUGUAAAAGAGUUGGUCAAUAGUGUCAAAGUAGUUGAAAGAAUAGGAAAGGAUUUAAAGCCUCCAUCAAACAGAGGUAAACUCAAUAUUUCAUUAAAUUGAAGAGGUUCAUCGGGAAAGCGAGAGGUGUACCAGAUGAACCGCGGAGGAAGAUAUUUCACCUCAAGAAACCCCAAUCUGAGAGGCUUUCGAGGUUUUCCGAAGCCGAGGGAAUAUAUCCAAUCACAGCCCAUGCAGCAGAAGAAAACAUAACUGAGGUAAAUUCAGCAGAAAGACUAAAAUUAUUUCUAACAAACUGGCGCGCGAUAACUAACGAUAGUGUGAUUUCAAAUUCAAUUCAGGGGUACAAAAUACCUUUGAAAGUGAAGGUUUUUUAGUUAAAAAUUCCUACUUUAUGUAAUUUCUCGAAAAGCGAACUGACUCAUUUAGAAAAGUCUGUUAAUAAGUUACAACAAGUGGGGGCAGUCGAAUUAGCUGAAAGUUCAUGUCGCCAUAUUUUUUAGCCCCAAAGCCAGAUGGUAGUUACAGAUUUAUAUUAAACUUAAAAGAUUUUAAUAGGUUUGUACUUACACAACAAUUCAAGAUGGAAGAUAUCCGGACAGCAAUAAACAUUCUCGAAGAUAAAGAUUUUAUGUGUAGCAUUGAUUUAAAAGAUGCGUAUUUCAUGACACCAGUUAGUCCCGAACAUAGAAAAUAUCUCAUGUUCAUUUACAAUGGUAUUUUACUUCAGUUCACGGUUCUACCUUUUGGUUUGCGCACAUGUCCUUAUAUUUACAGUAAAAUAAUGAAACCAGUAUUAACGUUUUGUAGGGAGAAAGAGAUUCGUAUAACGAGCUAUUUAGAUGAUUUUCUUAUUUUUGGCCGAUCAAAGACAGAAUGUAGUGCUAAAACGGAAUUCGUAAAAAACACAUUGAUUAAUCUCGGAUUCAUAGUAAUUUUUAAGAAAUCAGAACUCGAGCCAAAACAAAUUUGUAAACAUCUAGGUUUCUUUUUGGACUCAGAAAAUAUGAUGAUUUAACUUUCAGAUAAAAAGAAAGAGUACAUAAAAAAUACUGUAAACAAGAUUUUAACUCAAAAGUUUUGCGAGUUUGGUGAACUGUUAAGCUUAAUAGGAACUUUGGUUGCAGCUUGUCCUACAGUUAAAUCGGGUUGGCUUUAUUAUAAAGAACUAGAGAGGAUCAAAUGGUUGUAAGGAUCAAUC